Molecule: messenger RNA, 1767 nt
Organism: Rhizophagus irregularis DAOM 181602=DAOM 197198
Lineage: Eukaryota; Fungi; Glomeromycota; Glomeromycetes; Glomerales; Glomeraceae
Molecular function (GO): UDP-glycosyltransferase activity
Source: RefSeq, a predicted model, not a curated record
AUCAAUCAGAUAAUUUAAAUAUGAAUAAGAAAAAUUUUACUUUCAUAUUAUCGUUAUUAUUGUUGAAUUUAAUCUUCCGUGUCGAGGUCAAUACAGCGACACAAGAUAGUUAUUAUAUUCCUACAAAUGCUGAUGUGGAUCACCCGCCUAAAAAUAUUUUGGUCGGCUCUUAUGUUGGAGGGAGAAGUCAUAUCAAACCAAUGUUAGAUAUUGCUGCUGUAUUAAGUGAAAGGGGUCACAAUGUGAUAUUGAUAACAUCAGGAAAUUAUACGCCAGCAUCAGAAUAUCCAACCAUUAAACAAAUUUCAUUUGGGCCCGCAUUUGAUGUUAAAAAAAUUAGAAGUGUGGCAAACUUAAUGCAUAAAGAAUUUGAUUUUACAAAAUUUGCUUUUAUGUAUGAAAUGGGUAUUAACACAUACGAAGACGCAUUCGUAAAAUAUAAAAAUGUUGCUAUUGAUCAAAAUAUUGACUUAUUCUUUUGCCAUGCUAUGGUAAAUGAUGCUUGUUUAGAUGCAGGUCGUGCUCUAAAUAAACCUGUUGUUGGGUUUAUGUCUUAUCUUAAUGCAAUGGACCUUAAAACGUACAAAUCAGAUCCUUUAUUCCGCUGUAAUAUUUCAUUGGAAAAUGAAUCAUUUUUGGAAAGGUUUAAGUGUACUAUAGUACAACCUCUUCGUAUGCUUAAUAUAGUAAAUUACUUUUCAAACCAAUUAAAUGAUUUAAGAAGCAAAAUGGGUAUCGAACAAGUCUUUAUGUCUCCGAUGAGGUUGGCCAAAAAUUCUUUAGUUUUGAUUGAUACUUUCUUUGGUUUUGAGUUACCGCAAACUGUACCACCAAAUAUUCAGGAAAUUGGACCAGUGUUGUCGAAACAUUAUCCCCCACUUACGCCCGAACUCUCGGACUUUAUAAAUGGACACAAGCGAGUUUUAUAUGUAGCUUUUGGUUCACGAUUCUUCACAACAAUCGAGAAUAACAGCAAACUUUUACAAUCAUUUAUCGAAGCUAUCAAUAAAAAAAUAGUUGAUGGAGUAGUUUGGGCAUUAAGUCAAACACCAGAAGAUGAUUUCUAUCCCACGUUAAGCCUAAGUGAUGGUUCACAAGUUCAAACUUCAUUAAUCCUGAAUAACAAACAUCCACAUAUUCAUAUUUUAAAGUUUGCACCACAAUUCGCUGUACUUAAUCACACCAAUACAAAAUUAUUCUUUAGUCAUGGAGGUGCUGGAAGUACUCAUGAAUCUCUUUUUACUGGUACUCCUAUGUUAGUAAUACCCCUUGGUGGUGAUCAGUUGGGCAACGCUCAAAAGGUAGAAUUAGCUGGUAUGGCAUUAUCAGUAAAUAAAUUUGCUUUGGAUGUCAAUGAUAUUAUAAAUAAAAUAGAUUUCUUAUUAAAAGAUGAAGAUGUAAAGAAAAAUUCACAGAGAAUGAAAUAUUUAGCCAGAAUUAAUAGUAAGAGAAAAUAUAGAGCAGCGGAUUUAAUUGAAUACAUUUUAUACCGUAAUAAUCUUGAUAAUGAUUCUAAUAAAGAAUUAAAGGAAUGGCUUCCAGCUAGUACAAGGAUGGGAUUUAUCAAAGGAAAUAAUUAUGACAUUUAUGGUACCAUAUUAGGAAUUGCUCUUGGACUUAUUGGAGGAAUUUUAUGGAUUACAAUUAAAUCAAUUAAGUUCAUUGCAAAGAAAAUUUCUCCUUCUCCUAAUCAAAAACCAAAAAGAGAAUAGUUGAAAUAUUUUUUUUAUUAUAAUUGAACCUUAAUUUGUAUUAAUUAUUAUUAAU